Mercenaria mercenaria is the source of this 1118-nucleotide messenger RNA. RefSeq lists its product as uncharacterized. The record is from RefSeq and is a predicted model, not a curated record. The transcript has 2 exons. The coding region runs from base 72 to 707 and encodes 211 amino acids. Lineage: Eukaryota; Metazoa; Mollusca; Bivalvia; Venerida; Veneridae.
CGAUUACACAAGAAAACGUCAAUUUUCUGUGUAAGAAGCUCAUUACGUAGAAAUUCUUCAACAUACAAACGAUGAGUAAAAGGAAACGAACUCCCAAUGGGUCGCCAUCUAUUGAAGAACUUACAGAGCGUCUUGUGCCACAGGUUACAACCGCAGUUAUGAAGUCACUGCAUGAUCUGGGGGUACUUCCUCGACAACAACCCGUCCCUGUUGCUGCUAGUUCACAGACAUCAUCUACGCUUGAUCAUACAACCGGUGUGUCGGUACCUCAUCCCGCCAUCACAUCCACUUCAACCACUGGUAGCUUUGAAGCUUCUAAUGGACCAGGUCCAAGCACUUUCGUAGAUGUACAUGUGACUGCACCACCGGAGCCUGCAGACCAAUCCAUACAAAAUAUUCAGGGCAGCUGCAUUAUCCCAGCUUCAUCUUCCUCACAGUCUGAUGCCAGUGCCACACACACACAAGAAUUACAGCUAGAUCAAUCUACACGGCAAAUAACCAUUGGGGCAUUUUCUUCGUUGGAUGCAACAGGUUCGAACACUAAUCUUCCAUCAUUUAACUCAUUAAGGACGCAGAUCGCAUUUAUGCGUUCAUUUUAUCUCUUAUCGAGUACAGCAUGUCGUAUUUAUCCGUCAAAAGAUAUCAGGCGUGUAUGCCGAGGAUCGCAUAAAUGCGAUAUCUGCCUGAUAGUACUGCAUGCCGCUUGACGUGAUUUUACGCUAGUAAGAGUACUAACGAUUGGACUGCUGUCAAAGUCAACUAAUUAAAUAUUUUACACUAAAGAUUUAUAAAACCCGGAAGCGAUCGAAACUAUCAAAAUAUUUAUUAUUUAAGCAUGUAUUUUCAAUAUACUCAUCACUAAAUAUCGCAACUACAAAGUUAUUUCUAGGUAUUGCCUGUUUGAUUUUCUCAUUCUAAUAUACUGCAGAGUCUUUCUUUUUCAUUCAGUAUUUCUAACUUUAUUAAAUAAAGCAUAAUUCUGUUCUUUUAUAAUGUCAUUUGCUUUGAAGUCCAGCGGUAAAUGAUAUUUGAAUAAAUAUAAAAUGAUCAAAUAAUGGCUGUUUUUCUAUGUCAAAUUUUUCUUGAAUAUUGCAGUUUUCCAUAUUCGUGUUACUUCA